Messenger RNA from Sphaeramia orbicularis (orbiculate cardinalfish), 1181 nucleotides. RefSeq names its product complement component 1, q subcomponent-like 2 (gene c1ql2). NCBI's taxonomy places the organism in Eukaryota, Metazoa, Chordata, Actinopteri, Kurtiformes, Apogonidae. The transcript is spliced from 2 exons. Bases 276 to 1028 code for a protein of 250 amino acids. The record is from RefSeq and is a predicted model, not a curated record. Gene Ontology annotation, molecular function: protein binding.
CGCCACAUCCAAUCAGCGUCGGGUCGGUGCGUGAAGCGCAGUGACAGUGGCACCGCUGAGCGCUGCGGGCUGAGCCGGACCCGCUCCUCUCUCUCCUCCCGUCCUCCCUCUAAUCCGGGUCAGACCGACUCCGUCCCGCUCCUGGUUUUUUGUCGUGGCUCUUUGCGCUCCCUCCACCUUCCACCAUUACGUCCCAAAGCAAAACGGACUUCUUAGCGCUCGCGUCCCGGACUCUGCAGAGGAAGCGCAUCGUGGCUGCGGUGGUCGGUAUCGUCAUGGUUCUGGCUCUCAUCAUCGCCAUCCCCCUGCUGGUCCAGACCUCCAAGACCGACGCGCACUAUGAGAUGAUGGGCACGUGCCGGAUGAUCUGCGACCCCUACAACCCCAAACCCAGCGCCACGGCCCUGGAGGUCAUGCAGGACCUGAGCGCCAUCCCGUCCCCGACUUUUGUUCAAGGGACUAAAGGGGAACCGGGUCGACCGGGGAAACCGGGGCCCAGAGGACCGCCGGGCGAACCGGGUCCGCCGGGUCCGAGGGGCCCGCCGGGGGACACCGGGAGGACGGGGUUUCCCGGGGUGGUGGGCACAGCCAGGACCGAGACCAGCGGGGAACUGGGAUCCGCGAUCGGCGGCGCAAAGAUCGCGUUUUACGUGGGUCUGAAAAACCCGCACGAGGGAUACGAGGUGCUGAGGUUCGAUGAUGUGGUCACGAACCUGGGGAACCACUACGACCCCACGACCGGAAAGUUCACCUGCCAGGUGUCCGGGAUUUACUACUUCACCUACCACGUGCUGAUGCGCGGAGGAGACGGCACGAGCAUGUGGGCAGACUUAUGCAAAAACGGACAGGUCCGGGCCAGCGCCAUCGCCCAGGACGCCGACCAGAACUACGACUACGCCAGCAACAGCGUCGUCCUGCAUCUGGACUCUGGGGACGAGAUUUAUGUCAAACUGGAUGGAGGCAAAGCUCACGGAGGAAACAACAACAAGUACAGCACCUUCUCCGGGUUCCUGUUGUACCCGGACUAAUAUGGACCAUCCAGGACCGGACCAGGAUCUGACCUGGAACCCAACAUAGUCCUGACACAGGGGUGUCAAACAUAUGGCCCAUGGGCCAAAACCAGCCGCCAAAGAGUCCAAUCCUGCCCAUGGAUGAAAAUAACACUGAAGAUAUUAACAAUA